CCAACGGCGCGACCGUUCAGUGUGAGUCCAGUAGUUACACGAACAAGACACAAUGAAGUUAUUAAUUUGCUUAUUGCCCCUUCUGGCCCAGGCCAUGGCCGACGAUGCCAGCACGCAGAAACUCCUCGUCGAUGGAAACAACCAAUUCACAGCUAAACUCUUUAGUGAGGUAGCAAAAAAUAAUGUCGGCAAAAGUGUGGUGAUGUCGGGUUUCUCUGCCCUUUCCCCUCUGGCGCAGCUCGGCCUGGCUUCGGUGGGCGACUCACACGACGAAAUCUUGAAGACCAUUGGCAUGCCUAAUGAUGAAGCUACUAAAGACGCGUUCACUCUUGUCAACGGCAACCUUCGCUCCGCCAAAGGCGUCGAGCUGAAGGUGGCCAACCGUAUCUACAUCCCGAACAAUGGAGAGCUCAACGGCACCUUCGCUCAGAUGUCCAGGGACGUAUUCAGCUCUGACGUCAAGAAUGUAGACUUCGCCAAGAACGUCGAGGCUGCUGCCGCUAUCAACGCCUGGGUUGAAGAUAACACUAACAAGCGCAUCAAAGAUUUAGUGAGUCCCGAUUCCUUAGGCGAAGAUACCAGAGCUGUUCUUGUUAACGCGAUCUACUUCAAGGGCACCUGGGAGGAACAGUUCGACAAGGCUUUGACAAAAGACAAGGACUUCCACGUAUCCAAGGACAAGACCAUCCAAGUGCCCACCAUGUUCAAGAAUGGCAACUUCAAAUACGGCACCAGCCAAGAACUUGACGCUCAGUUAUUGGAGCUUUACUACGAAGGUGGUGACUCCGCGUUCCUCAUCGUAUUGCCCAACAAGAUUGAUGGACUGACAGAACUGGAAGAAAAAAUUAAGGACCCAUCAGCUUUGGCCAAAGCCGUAGAGAACAUGUACAAUACGGACGUUGACGUGUUUCUGCCAAAAUUCAAGAUUGAAACUACUAUUGACUUGAAGGAUGUUCUGCUAAAGAUUGGUGUAACAAAGUUGUUUUCGCCUAAAGACGCCCGACUGGAGUACCUCUUGAAGGGUGAGGGAGACGGUUUGUAUGUGAGCAACGCUAUCCAGAAGGCGUUCAUUGAAGUCAACGAGGAAGGCGCUGAGGCUGCCGCGGCUAGUGAAUUUACGGUAUAUUUCCGCUCCGGGCGCGUCGUUCCUAAACGUAUAACUUUUAACGCAGACCGACCCUUUUAUUAUAAAUUAAGAUAUAAUUCGGUAAACCUAUUUAGCGGUCUAUACAAGCCUUAAAAAUUUAAAAUAAAAAUAAAUUGAACAUAAAUACCUAUAGUAUUACAUAAUUAAUAUAAUAUAAACUAACCAAAACAUGACAAUCUUAUAAAAAAUAUAAUGUAUUAUGCUAACGCUAAGUGACGUCUGAUGUUUCUUAAAAACACCAAAGUUAUUGUAAAUAAAAUAAGUAUGGAAUCAUUGUAAUUUAUUGUUAUAUUAAGUGUUUUUUAUUGUUUCUUAUUUUUUUACAUUAUUACACGCAUAACAUUUUA
Ostrinia nubilalis (European corn borer) is the source of this 1494-nucleotide messenger RNA. It is a transcript of the gene serpin-1, whose product is annotated as alaserpin-like. Bases 53 to 1240 code for a protein of 395 amino acids. NCBI's taxonomy places the organism in Eukaryota, Metazoa, Arthropoda, Insecta, Lepidoptera, Crambidae. The record is from RefSeq and is a predicted model, not a curated record. The transcript is spliced from 9 exons. Gene Ontology annotation, molecular function: serine-type endopeptidase inhibitor activity.